GCGGGGUUUGCCACACACACACAUGAGGGUUGGCGCCUCCAGUUCAGAAGAGGCUUCUCUCUCUCAUUUUACCAGAAGAACCGAGAGACCAGAGGGACCACAUUGGCAGCAAGCGAAGGGCAGUGUCUCUCUUCGCCCUCCUUGGGGAAGAUGACAGACCUCAAAAUGAGAAGAGCCCCUUGGAGAGAAAAGGAGCCUGUGCUGCAGCUGCUGGUGGUGGUGUGGUUAGCUGCUGCCCCAGGGGUGCUGACCAGAGGCAACCAGGGGCCCCAGAAUUUGCUUUGCUACAAGAGCUGCUGCGACGCCUCUUUCCAGUGCCGCUUCAACUGCAGCUGGGAGGCUGGAGGCGAGGCAGCAGGAGCCAACUACACUGUCCAUUUCUGGUACCACGAGCAAACGCUCGAUGAACGGCACCAAAGGUUUGCAGCUGGAAACUCCACCUACCUUCUUCUAAACCAGGAUCACAUCUAUGCUCUGAAGACUGUCACGGUCUGGGUGGAGAGCCAAGGUGGCGACAAUGGGCCUCCCCGCCCAUCGAAGAAUCGUACGCUGCUGAUCAGCCAAGCCAUCAAAUUCAAGCCCCCACCAGCCAAGUCCAUCUCCUUUUCACGAUCCAAAGAUGUCCUGAACCUGAUGUGGCCUGAAUCCCACAACUGCCACCAUUCCCCCAGGAAGAAAGAGGUCCGGCUGCGGCAGGCCAAGGGGGCGCAGUGGAGCAUGGGAAACUGCAGCUCUAAGGAAGACAACAGAGCCACGCGAGGCAUAGCAGUUACGUGUCGCAUGAAAGGAAACGUCCCUUACGAAGCACAAGUUCGGUUCCGAACCUCAGACCAGUACAGCCCCUGGAGCGACUGGAGUGAAUCCAUCUUCGUUCCAGCUGAAAUCCUCACAACUCCAGAAGUGAAUUACACCUCAGAGCCCCUUGGGGUGGACGGCCUGAGGAAAGUGACUCUGGAAUGGGAGAAGCCAAACGCAGAGCAUGGAGAGGUGAAUUACACCCUGACAUUUCUGCUGCUGCCCUGCCAGUGCUCAGAUGAACCGAAAACCUGUCACUAUGUCAGCAACAGGACCUCCUACCAAGCUCUUUUUUCUGGGGGUGAAUAUAACAUUUCCCUGCAAGCAAGCAACAAGGCAGGAAGCCCUCCGGCCUACUCCUUUAGGCUCCCAGCGGAGCGAGAUGCAGAAGGUCCCAGUUUCCUGAACGUCAGCCUAUCCGGCAGAAACUUUACAGUGAAGUGGGAAGCCAAGACGGAGGUGUUCUGUUUUGAAAAACAGCCCUGUGGGGAGCCCCUGCUGGAACAGUCCUGCGAAGAGGAAGGCCUCCAGGAUGAUGACGUUAGUGAGAGCUCAGGGGUUCUGGAGCCCAACAGGUGUUACCGACUUGCGGUGUACAGAUGGAAUCGUGUCAAGGAACUCUGGGCAACUCUGGGACUCGUGCACCUUCUUCAUAGAAAUGACUCCAUCAGCGUGGAUGUGGUUAAUCAAACGGCCAGUUCCGCCGUCGUUCAGUGGCAUCCCCCCACAGUCCUGACUGGAUGCCCCGGAGUGCUGAAGAAAUACAUCAUAUGUUGUCAAAACGUACAAAAUGGGAAGACGACACGUUAUGAAGCCCACCCCUCGGAAACACACUUCUCAAUCCCAGACUUGCAACCCAAGACCAACUACUUUGUUGGGGUCGAGGCCUCAACCGCUGGCAGAGAAGGCAUCUGCCGGGGCGUUGUCUCUUUUGUGACCCGUCCCACAGAUCCGAAGAGUUCGAGCCUGACGCUCGGCUUCCUGUAUGUGGCGAUCGUCGGAGGGGUCCUUGCUGCUGCCAGCAUCUUCCACUUUGGCAAAAAGAGGGUGAAGGAAGCACUCUGCCCAGCCUUGCCAGAUCCGGCCAACACAGAAGCCGUCAAGAUCCUCACCACAGCAGAGACAAGCCAAGUAUAUCAGAAACAGGGCUUUAUGGAACUGCUGGAGUCCAGCAGCCCCACGGAGCCACUCGUCAUUGAGCCGGCAUCUGCAAAGGAGGACUCGGCUGCCAGCACCACCAUGGACUUGCCGGGACUCACAAAGGGAGUGGAAGAGCCAAAGGAGCUAUUCCUGGCUGGCUCCAGCAACAUCCUGGCAUCCGAGUACAAAGGCCAGGGAUUUCUGAGCCCCAUGGAGGACGACCAGCAAGGGAAAGACGGGCUUGGCAGGGCUGGUGGGCAUCCCCAGUGAGGCAGGGGUUGGUGGCUGCUUCCUCGUCUCCCGGAAAGGUGGGGGCAAUAAGAUGGCCAACCCCUCCCCGCCCUUUACGCUCUUGGACAAACUGGUGGGGAGAUCCACAGGGCAGGCCUGUUUUUAAUCUUUACAAGAACCCAAGACCUUGUGCUGUUGGCCUUUGCAAGAAGGUUAAUGGAAGAAGAGGAAAUGGCUGGGGAACGUUUGCCCAAGGCAGAUGGGGGCGGGGGAAGGCCAGACCAUUAGGCAAAGAGUCACCUCAAGUCACACAACAGAAGCCCUGAAGCGAAUGCCCACAAGAGUCCUUAUUUCCUCCUCCCUUCCAAGCCAUUUUCCUUUUGUGCCGCGUCUCUUCAGAUUUGUAAGCUUGUUUUUGCUUUUUAAAAAAGUGUUUUGUAAGCUGCUCCAGGAACCUUUUUUUUUUUUGAAGUGUGGGAUUUUAAAAAAUCUUUAAAUUACAACAGGCUUGUCAAUCAUUUUGGGGCAACCAAACAAUGAAUCUUUUGUACAUUUGGAACAGAGCAGGUCCCCCUCCUCCUCCACCCUCCCUUUCUACCUGUCUGUCAAUUUUAUUUUUUAUUUAUUUAAUUUGAUUUAUAUACCGCCCUAAGCCAGCAGAUGGGCAGGCAAAUGCCCUUCCAGGCGAAAAACUUAUGUGGAUGGAUUAAUGGCAAGGCAUCAUUCUGAGACCAAAAAGCAAAUCUGAUUUGCAAAUGAUGAAUUAGGCCUUGAUGUUUGCAAAAGCUUACUGGAUGCUGCAAUAAAUCGGUGUGGUCUUUUAUAGUGUU
This is a messenger RNA of Rhineura floridana, 2996 nucleotides long. RefSeq names its product interleukin 12 receptor subunit beta 1 (gene IL12RB1). Gene Ontology annotation, biological process: cytokine-mediated signaling pathway. Lineage: Eukaryota; Metazoa; Chordata; Lepidosauria; Squamata; Rhineuridae. The record is from RefSeq and is a predicted model, not a curated record. Gene Ontology annotation, cellular component: external side of plasma membrane. Gene Ontology annotation, molecular function: cytokine receptor activity; protein binding. The transcript is spliced from 16 exons. The coding region runs from base 151 to 2205 and encodes 684 amino acids.